AUAUCACUAAAAUCGAGAUUACCACUAUUUAUUUAUUUCCGAAAGGAAAAAGUUCCGCUGGCACUGCAGAGCCCCUGUAAACCCCCACCUUCACACUCUGCUGCCGUAGACUACCACCGGCUUCAGCAUCAUCCGCUGCCGUUCUUUCUCGGGUUUGGUUGUCGCUCUUAGGUGCUUCAAGAAAAACAGAAUGGCAGAAAAAGGUGGAAAAGGUAAUUUACCAGCUACAGGUGGAAAAUCUGCUCUAAAAUCACCAGUUGGGAAUGGUGACAGCUUAGCAAAGUCAAAGAAAGGGAAAAAAGUUCAGUUUGAUUCCGAAGAUUCUUUUGAGAACAAUAUUCCCAAAUCUAAUGGGAAGGUUGAUACAACAGCUGCAAAAGGCGGAAAAGGAGAUAAAACUGCGAAUGGCACUAAAAAAUCCACUGCAAAAGCGCCUUCCCCAACGGAGCGAAGACUUGAGCAAGAGCUUCCUCCAAAUUCUAUGUGUUUGAUGGACUGUGAAGCCGCAGAAAUCUUGCAAGGCAUCCAAGAUCAGAUGGUUAUAUUAUCUCAAGAUCCAGAUAUAAAACUUCCAGUGUCAUUUGAUAUGGGACUGACGUAUGCGAAGAGAGGUGGGAACUAUGCCAAGCCUCAGACUGUGAAGAAAAUACUUGAGCCUCUGAAGAAGCAUGGUGUUUCUGAAUCUGAGAUUUGCCUAAUUGCCAACAUUUGCCCGGAGUCGGUUGAAGAAGUUUUUGCCCUUGUCCCAGCCCUGAAGCCCAAGAUGAACAAACUAAGAGAUCCCCUAAGGAUUGCUCUGAAUGAACUAGCAAACCUCAAAGAGGCAUUGGCCAACCUGAAAGGUUCGACAUAGACUCUCUGGAUAAGGAUGAUGGUAUGCUGGAUUUGGGGCGUGUGAAGCUCCAAUUUUGUGAAGUAACAGAGACCAACUUUGCUAACAGCCAGCUUUUCCCAUGAUGUAUAGCAUUAUGAUGAUGAACUUGGCAACUGUAAUUACUGGCUACUUAGACGGCAGUAGACUUUGUGCAUCUGUUUUGUACCCUGGACCUCUAUUCUCCAACUUCUCAUUCUGCAUUUUAGGUCGUCAAAGGCUAAAUCUUCUGCCUCUAGGAGUGUUGUUCAUAUAUUGUCACUAAUUUUCAGGCAAUAUUUUCCAAUCAUAGGAAACAUCUGCAGUUAAAGAGCACGUUCUGAUGUCUGAGUUUA
Sesamum indicum (sesame) is the source of this 1206-nucleotide messenger RNA. Its product is annotated as DNA-directed RNA polymerases IV and V subunit 4. Lineage: Eukaryota; Viridiplantae; Streptophyta; Magnoliopsida; Lamiales; Pedaliaceae. Gene Ontology annotation, biological process: DNA-templated transcription initiation. Gene Ontology annotation, molecular function: nucleotide binding. Gene Ontology annotation, cellular component: RNA polymerase complex. The record is from RefSeq and is a predicted model, not a curated record.